AUGGCAGCAAUAAUCCCCAUCCGCGUUCUGACUUGCUUUUGCUGCAUUCUCAGCUUUUUGCUAUUGCUUCUCCACUGCAAUUCCCUCUCCCAAGACGGCGUAAUUCUCCUUAAAAUAAAAAGGGAAGAUUGGAGGGACACACGGAAUGCUUUGAGCGACUGGAAUGAAUCUCACCAAAAUCCAUGUGCUUGGACAGGAAUCUCCUGUGAUACUUUCAACAGCGUUACCGUUGUUGAUCUCACUGGGGCCUCCAUUUCUGGCAACCUCACUUCCGCUAUAUGCGCCCUUUCUAAUCUCACCGCCUUGAUUCUCCAACGCAAUGCUUUCACCGCUCCUUUCCCCAUUGGCCUCUUGCAUUGCAAGCGUUUGCACAAGCUCGAUUUGUCGAGCAACCACUUUGCCGGAACGCUGCCCACUCGUAUCUCCGAGUUGAGCGAGUUGAGAAUCUUGAACUUGGCAUAUAAUAGUUUCAGUGGCUCCAUUCCUCCAGCCUUCGGAAUGUUGUCAAAGCUCGAAGCUCUCAUCUUCCACAAUAAUAGUUUCACUGGAGAAUUCCCUAAUUUUGUUGGGGAUUUGAAGUCUCUGAAGAACCUCACGUUUGACAAUAACCCUCUGCGUCCUGGUGUGCUACACAGUGAGCUUGGCAAUUUAAAGCAACUGCAGCAGUUAUGCCUACAGAACUGUAGUCUUCUGGGCAGAAUCCCGACUUUCUUGGGCAAUUUAACGCAGCUGGAAGAGUUGGAUUUGUCGCGGAAUCAUCUCUCGGGUGAGAUACCUACCAGUUUGAUGGCUCUCUCAAAUUUGAGAUCAUUGUUCCUCUAUGACAACAAUUUGUCUGGACGAAUUCCGGCCAACAUUGGCCAACUGAGGAGCAUAGAAAGUUUGGAUUUUAGCGACAAUCAGCUUCACGGCACAAUUCCCGACGGACUCUCAAAUCUCACAUAUUUGAAUUCUCUGCAUUUGUUCAGCAAUAGUCUUACUGGAGAGAUACCUGCUGGGCUCGGCAAGCUACGGUACUUAAGUUAUUUGAAGCUGUUCGACAACAAGCUCAGUGGAUGGUUGCCCCAGAGUUUGGGUACUUUCUCCACUCUCAUUUUUGUUGAUGUGGGGAAAAACGAAUUGGAAGGCCCUCUGCCAAAGAAUCUGUGUCGGGGAGGAGCACUCUACAGCUUUCAUGGCUCUUCAAACAAAUUCAGUGGUAAUCUGCCUUUGUCCUUUGUAGACUGCAAUUCUCUACACUAUCUGUACAUCAACAACAACCAGCUGAGUGGUGAGAUUCCUCCUGGGCUAUGGAGUUCUCCCAAUCUCUUAAGAUUGUAUCUUAACCACAAUAAGUUUGCAGGGAAGAUUUCAUGUUAG
Molecule: messenger RNA, 1359 nt
Organism: Cryptomeria japonica (Japanese cedar)
Lineage: Eukaryota; Viridiplantae; Streptophyta; Pinopsida; Cupressales; Cupressaceae
Product: receptor-like protein kinase HSL1
Exons: 1
Coding region: 1-1359 (452 amino acids)
Molecular function (GO): protein binding
Source: RefSeq, a predicted model, not a curated record